AUGGCGUGGACCUCGAAGAGCACCAGGUUCACCGCGGCGCAGGAGGACGCCAACCCAGUCGUUGGGCCUGGCUCGUACGCCGCGCCGCCGCCUCCAAGACGCCAAACGGAGCCGAGCUACGCGCCGUUCGGCUCGGACAAGGCGCGCAUCACCAGCGAGCCGCGCAACGAAGACAGGGCGGAGCGGUACCCCGUUCCACCGCCAGGCGCCUACGACCCCAAGCUGCCCAGCUCCUACAACUCCGGCCUGCCCAGGAAGGCCGCGCCCUUCCUGUCGAGCGCCCUCCGCGCGGGGGGCGUCCCCGCCGACGCCAAGGAGUUCACGCCGGGGCCGGGCGCCUACGAGGCACCCGAGGCCUCCUUGCGCGUGGAGGCGUGCCGCACGAUGGGCGCUCCGCAGGGCGUGAAGGGCCUCAUGUUCCGCUCGGCGAGCGCGCCCUCCAUACCGCGGGCGCAGCAGUGCUUCGGCUACGAGGAGAGCGGCGACGGGCGGCUGGUGCGGCAGCCCCCGAAGAACGCCUCGCAGCUGCUCGCCGGCGUCGGCGCGGAGACGGCGGGGCCGGGGCACUACGAGGUGGGGACCCGCGGCGAGAAGCAGAAGGCCCCGCUCGGCGUGUUCGGGCGGGGGCCGCCCAGGACGACCCACAAGGUGGUCGAGACGCCCGGGCCUGGCCACUACAUGGAGAGGGGUGCCCCGCGCGGCCGUGGGCCCCUGUCGAGCUUGGCCUCUGGCACCGAGAGGCUGGCGUCGAAGGCCGAGGAGAGGCCCGGGCCCGGCGCCUACUCUGUGACGGCGCCAGGGCGCAAGAGCUUGCGGGAACUCAACCCCGAGUUGCAGUUCUUCGGCAGCACCGCCGAGCGCUUCCAGCGAAAGCCAAGCGACGGGGUGCCGGGCCCCGGUCAGUACGAGGCUCCUCGCAAGCGCGCCGCCAGGCCGCCGGCCAAGACAUCGUUCGGCAUCUCUGACCGCUUCGAGGGUCCCUGCAGCCACGCAGCGUUGACCUCGCACCCAGAGCUGCCGGGGCCAGGGGCCUACGAGCAGGAGGUGCUGUCGAAGACCUCUGGGGCCCUGGGCACAGCGUCCGUGCUUGCCAGCACUGGGGUCCUCGCCUUCGGCAGCAUGCAGAGCCGCGCGACCCGGGGAGUCGCAGAGACCCCUGGGCCCGGCAACUACGAGGCGCCGGCAGGGCUGUCGGCGCCGGAGCACGCCGCCCCGCAGGGGCAGCUCCGCACCGGCCGGGCGCACCCGCCCAACGCGGUGUUCGCCUCGGAGAGCGCCAAGAACUCCCUGAUGCACGCGACGCUGAAGGAGGCCGAGAGGGUGCCGCCCCCCGGGCAGUACACGCCCCUGCUGGCAAGGGACACGUCGGCGGUGGUGCGCAUGCCCCCGAAGUCCGAGGGCUUCCUCUCCGCGGCCCCGCGCUCGGCCCCGCCCGCCAGGGCCGAGCUGGGCCCGGGGCCCGGCAUGUACACGCCCGGGGAGCUCACGGGCGGCAAGCGCCUGGGCACGUACAACCGCGCCAUCGCGGAGGGCCUCCGCGGGGGCUUCGGCUUCGGGCACUCCGGCAAGCGCUUCAGCGACAAGGCGGCGGCCACGCCCGGCCCGGGCGCGCACCAGGUCCAGAGCAGCUGGGUCUCCAAGAGCUACAACGUGCACUUCGGCGGCGACUGA
Prorocentrum cordatum is the source of this 1671-nucleotide messenger RNA. NCBI's taxonomy places the organism in Eukaryota, Dinophyceae, Prorocentrales, Prorocentraceae. The record is from the annotation of a GenBank genome assembly.